ACCCUGUGGGUAUGGACGAGGCGACACUGGCGGACUAUGUAGAGCAGUUGGCGAGCUCAUUGGACUGGGCAACAGAGGAGGAUAAUAAUCAAGGCAAUGCAGCUCGACAAGCGAUGCGAGCGGUCCUCCACGGUUUGGGCGGCCUUCAGAGGGACUCGGACUAUCAUCUCAAAACCGUCAUCGGCCAGGAGCUCGCGGAGUACCCUUCCUUUAUUGUUAACACUGUCAAGUUGGCGAUGCUCUCGUCCAAGAGGAUCGCUGUUGUGCUCGACAGUGGAAGAGGCGCCGCUGAUGCCGUAGCGCAUAUUCUCAAGCUCCUUCGGGAGAUAGCGGAUGUAUACCGAGGGGAGUUGGGACCUAACAACGGCUUCACAGCGGGUGGCAGCAGCAGUAUGGCCUCGCCGAGUGAUUCGGACAUCAGCAGCUCUGCGGAGGUGGAUGAGAAGGACGAUAACAUGCAUCGAAUAGCGAUCCUGUUGCCGGUAUUACAAGAAGUAGCAGCGUUUACCAGGAAGUUCACAAAGUAUCUCGACUCUCACCAUAGGGUGUCUGGUAGUAGCGAGGAGUCUGAUGCUGAUGAUGGUCCGAUGGGGAGUAGCGGAGGAGGCGGCGGCUCGCAUUACCAUCGCUAUCAACAGAGGGCUUUGGAUGCUCUACGAGAAGAAUUCAUACGAAUACGUCGAGACACUCGUUAUGACAAAGCCCUCAUGCCUGGUCUGUUUGUAGUGUUGGUAGAGAUCAUGCAGAUAUGUACUGCCAUGGAGCAACCCGCAGCUUUGGAGCCCAUCUUGAGGAACGUCGAUGAGAGGUACCUGAGCCUCUGCCCGAACUCCAUACGAGUGAAGACUCAGUACUUCUGGGCCCGGCAUAGACUCUUCCAGUCUCGUCUGCCUGAUGCUGAGCAUCGACUCGACGACGCCCUGAAAUACUGUCCGGACGGUCACAUCCAUGCCAAACAGCGUAUACUGAACCUUCUUAUACCCUGCAAGGUGAGGAAGGGGAUAUUGCCGUCGAAGGAGCUGCUCGAGAGGAACCAGCUUACGGCACGGUGGGCACCGUUGUUGAGGGCCAUCAGGCAGGGCAACCUUGCAGAAUACGAACGUUGUCGGACGGAGGCUCUCAGCCUCGAUGACGAUGCCGGCACUGGACGGCAGAUAUUACCAUUCUUCCUCGAUGGCAUGCUUGUAUGGUGCGUUUACAGGAAUCUACUGGAGCGUACUAUGACGAUAUACGGCUCGAAUCAAGUGCCUGUAUCGGUGCUCACAGCGGCCUUGAGAGUGAGUGAAGAUGAUGAGGAUGGUCACGUCUGUGAUACCUAUGCUGAAGGCAUUGUAGCGCGGCUCCUGCUCUAUGGUUAUUGCAAGGGCUACAUCUCAUAUGAGCUAAGGACUCUGGUCCUCGCUACUCGUAAUGCAUUUCCGAAGCCCCCAUGGGAGCAGCUCAGAGAGUUAUGAUUGCCUCCA
Messenger RNA from Perkinsus marinus ATCC 50983, 1463 nucleotides. RefSeq names its product PCI domain-containing protein, putative. Gene Ontology annotation, biological process: post-transcriptional tethering of RNA polymerase II gene DNA at nuclear periphery; poly(A)+ mRNA export from nucleus; transcription elongation by RNA polymerase II. Lineage: Eukaryota; Perkinsozoa; Perkinsida; Perkinsidae. The record is from RefSeq and is a predicted model, not a curated record. Gene Ontology annotation, cellular component: transcription export complex 2. Gene Ontology annotation, molecular function: RNA binding; double-stranded DNA binding. The transcript is spliced from 14 exons. The coding region runs from base 12 to 1454 and encodes 480 amino acids.